AUGAGUAUAAGUAAUAAGAGUAGUAGUUUUUAUAAAACUGAUAUUGAAAAACUUACAAAAAUAAAAGGAAAUAAUAAAUGUGCUGACUGUGGAGCAAAAUGUCCAAGAUGGGCUAGUAUAAAUUUAGGAAUAAUUAUAUGUAUUGAAUGUUCAGGAAUACAUAGAAAUUUAGGAGUACAUAUAUCAAAGGUUAAAUCCUUGACACUAGAUAAAAUUAUGCCUCAGUGGAUAAAUUGUAUCAAAAAUAUUGGAAACGAUCUGUCAAAUGCAUACUACUUAUAUAACCUACCAAAAGAUGCAUACAUUCCAAAACAAGGAGACUCAUCAAUUAUAAUGCAGAAUUGGAUAAAAAAUAAAUACGAAAAAAAGUUAUACGUUCCAGAAAAUAAAAGAGAACCUUACCAAUAUUAUGUGGAAGGUAUUGAUCCAAAAAACUGUCUACCAGAGACAACCAGUGCUAAUGAAUUCACCGGCAAUGUAACCAAUUCUCAUACUAACUCCAAAAGCAAAAACGAAAUUGAUAACCUUAUGGAUAGUAUUAGAAAAAUCGACAUUUUUGGUUCCCUAAAUAUUUUGGACGAAAAUAAAGUAGACGACACUUCUUUUAAUAAUAAAAAGAUUAAUAACGAGAAGGAUUAUUUUUCAGGUUUUAAAAACAAAUCAAGUAAGACUUAUAUGGAUGAUGAUUUUUAUUCAUUUGACAAAAUAAUAUCUAAUGAUAAAUAUAAUGAUAAAUAUAAUAAUAAACAAAAAGAAAGUAUAAAAGAAUCAUAUUUUUUUAACGACGAUGAAAACAAUGAUACAUCGUCAAAUUUUAAUAAUAGCCAAAAAAGUAAUACAAAUAUUAAUAAUAUAGAUAAAAAUUUGGAUGAUAUAAUAAAUUCCAAGAGUAAAGAUUUUAAUAUUAAUGAUGAUAUAUUUUAUAAGAAUAUCAAAAUGGAAAAUAAAAAUAAUGUAAGUGGAAGGAGUAAUAUAAAUGAUACAUUACAACAAUGUAAUAAUAACAAAUAUAAUCUUAAUAGUAAUAAUAAUAAUAAUAAGAAGAAUAAUAAUAAUAAUAAUAAUAAUAAUAAUAAUAAUGGUAGUAGUAGUAGUAGUAAUAAUGCAUCUCAUUCUAAUAAAUUAAAAGAAGACAAAAUAUUCAAUAAUUAUAAUUCUCUAACUGAUAAAGAAUUAAGAGAAGCAAAAGUUCAAGCAGCAAAGAAAAGUAUUGCCCAACUUUUUUCAAAUGCUAAAAAUAUUUCUUUCUCUGAUAAUUCUAUAACAAAUAUAAAUACAAAUAUACAUGAAUAUACAUAUAAUAAUAAAAUUAAAGGAGAUCAUAAUUUUUUUAAUAAGGAACACAAAUCAUUUAAUUCUUUACAUAACAUAAAUCUUCAUAUUAAUCAUCAUGUCAGUUCAAACAACAAUAUCUUAAAUGAAAACCAAAAGAAAAAUAGCAAUAUAAGAAAUGGCAGUGAAGUGAAAAAAAAAAAUGACUUUGAUUUUUUUGGAUAA
Messenger RNA from Plasmodium adleri (nom. inval.), 1497 nucleotides. Its product is annotated as ADP-ribosylation factor GTPase-activating protein, putative. The coding region runs from base 1 to 1497 and encodes 498 amino acids. NCBI's taxonomy places the organism in Eukaryota, Apicomplexa, Aconoidasida, Haemosporida, Plasmodiidae. Gene Ontology annotation, molecular function: GTPase activator activity. The record is from RefSeq and is a predicted model, not a curated record. The transcript is spliced from 6 exons.